Messenger RNA from Pongo pygmaeus (Bornean orangutan), 2871 nucleotides. It is a transcript of the gene CEP44, whose product is annotated as centrosomal protein 44. The record is from RefSeq and is a predicted model, not a curated record. The coding region runs from base 1209 to 2381 and encodes 390 amino acids. Lineage: Eukaryota; Metazoa; Chordata; Mammalia; Primates; Hominidae. Gene Ontology annotation, biological process: centriole-centriole cohesion; centriole replication. Gene Ontology annotation, cellular component: spindle pole; centrosome. The transcript has 13 exons.
UGGUUGUCUUUAUUUUCGAGAAAAGUGAAGGUGAACAGGGAAAAGAGGCAAGAGAUCUGAAAUAUCUAGGUUGACUCCUGUACCUGAGCGACCUGCGAUCUCCACCGCCGCCGCGACGAACUGGCCUCUGGGCGGGGGCUUUUAGCCAAAAGGAAAAUGGCUCAGCCGGGAACUGGUGCCCAGGCCAUGGAGAAGCUGGUUCAGACUUUACUUGUCCACACCGGUAGAGGUGACCGCGAUGAGAAUACCAGAAACAGCACUACGACCCUCAGAACUCAAGGUACCUCCAGCUGCAGGGGCCAGAACUGCCGACUGUCCCAGUUUUGACGUUUCCUAUUGUUGCCGGAAGUGACGUUAGGCUCCGACUCUUAACGGAGACGCAUUUUUAUUUCUGUUGUUUACGAUUCGCUAUAGAUUCCUUGUUUCUCACUUGGCAGCACGAGCCACUCUGACCAUCAAGAUCAGAAAAACUUCUCAGCUGCAAGUUAGAAUUGGACUGGCCAUUGAGGAGGCUCUCAGCAGAGUCGCUUUUCAGAGGAGUCUUGAACGCGGUGUGGAAUCGGCAGCGAGGAAUCCUGGAGCACAGAGAAGCUCCCAGCUUUGAAGGUCUUGCGGUGGUGCGUGGCGGGCAGGAACCCACAAUUCCAAAUACAAACCGUCGGCGCGAGAAGCGCUUCUGGGUGCAGGCGCCUGGCUGUAGUGACUCGCUGCGGGAGGCUGGACUCUGGUGACUGUCUAUGGUUGCAUAUGCUCCCUUCUCCUUUCCCUGUCGUGGUGGGCCUUUGAAACCGGCUUCUUUGCUGGUGGCUGCUGGGUGAGCCUCGAGGAGACGGCAAGGCUGCGCCCGGUAUUGGUCAGAGGUCGCCUCUCUCCGCCGUCCUUACAGAGACCCCGGGCGGAGACGAAUGACCAGAGACAAGAUUUCACCAUGUUUCCCAGGGUGGCCUUGAUCUCCUGAGCUCAAGCAAUCUGCCUGCCCUCAGCCUCCUCAAGUGCUGGGAUUACAGGUGUGAGCCACCACGCUUGGCUAUUUCCUUCAUUCCUGAAGACAGUUUUUUCAGAAGCAUCAAGUGCACCUGAUUUGUGAACCUAUCUUGCUUCAGUUGGUUUCCUCCUAAAUAUUAGGCAGAUGGCAUUGGCCAGUCUGUGCUCUGCUAGGUGAAAAAUUAGACUAUUUCAAGAGUUGGAGCUGAAUCUGAUGUUAAAUAAUGGCAACAGGUGACUUAAAAAGAAGCUUACGGAACCUAGAACAGGUGCUCCGCUUGCUAAAUUAUCCUGAAGAGGUGGACUGUGUAGGUUUGAUAAAGGGAGACCCAGCAGCAUCUUUGCCCAUCAUCAGCUAUUCUUUUACCUCAUACUCACCUUAUGUUACAGAACUUAUAAUGGAAUCCAAUGUAGAGCUCAUAGCGAAAAAUGACUUGCGCUUUAUAGAUGCUGUCUAUAAGCUUCUUCGUGAUCAAUUUAAUUAUAAACCAAUUUUGACAAAAAAGCAGUUUAUCCAAUGUGGGUUUGCAGAAUGGAAAAUCCAAAUUGUUUGUGAUAUUUUGAAUUGUGUGAUGAAAAAGCACAAGGAAUUAAGCAGUCUUCAGAAGAUUCCAUCACAACAAAGAAAGAAAAUCAGUUCUGGUAAGUCAGAACCUCCUUUGAGCACUGAGAAAAUAUCUGCAGAGGCUGUUGGCGUUGAUAUCAGUGGCAGGUUUAUGGCUUCAGGAAAGAAGAAAGCUGUGGUGAUUCGUCACUUGUAUAAUGAAGAUAAUGUUGACAUUUCUGAGGAUACAUUAAGUCCAAUAACAGGUGUUAAUGAAGCAGUUGAUGUGUCUGACUUAAAUGCUACUGAAAUAAAGAUGCCUGAAGUAAAGGUUCCUGAAAUCAAGGCUGAGCAACAGGAUGUAAAUGUUAAUCCUGAGAUUACUGCACUACAGACUAUGCUUGCUGAAUGCCAAGAAAAGCUUAAGAAACUGACUUUGAUAGAGAAAAGGUUAGACUGUUUGGAACAAAAAAUGAAAGGAAAAGUGAUGGUAGAUGAAAACACCUGGAAUAAUCUUCUUAGUCGUGUCACUCUACUUGAAACAGAAAUGCUUUUGUCUAAAAAGAAUGAUGAAUUUAUAGAGUUUAAUGAAGUUAGUGAAGACUACGCUUCUUGUAGCGACAUGGACCUUCUGAAUCCUCACAGAAAAAGCAAAGUAGAGAGGCCAGCAAGUAUUCCUCUGUCCUCUGGCUAUAGUACAGCAUCAUCAGAUUCAACUCCCAGAGCCUCUACCGUUAAUUACUGUGGUUUGAAUGAGAUUUCGGAGGAAACAACAAUCCAGAAAAUGGAAAGGAUGAAAAAAAUGUUUGAAGAAACUGCAGAGUUACUGAAAUGUCCAAAUCACUACUUGUAGGAUUUUCUACAUGAACUUUUCUAGGACUUUGGUUACUAUAUAUAUUGUAUAUUUUAAGAAUUCUUUAUAUAAUUUUAAUAUACUGCAAUUUUUGACAAUUUGGAUUCCAUUUGGUAUAUGAAUUUUUGCAUUCAUUAUUAAAUAAAUCUUUUAAUAUUUUUGAGCAAUGAUUAUACUGCUUUACCUUGUGUCACUUUUUUUUUUUUUUUUUUAGGAAAAACUCAUGUUCCAGUAUAUUUCUCUUACAGAGUGAAGUCAUUACAGCACUGUAUUUCUGUGUUGACAUUUGUUGGCAGUGUGCUAAGUAAUGUUUUUUAAAGCACAGGCUUGAGGACUAUGGUUUACAUCCUGUUGGAAACAUUCCAAAUGGGACUUGUGUAUUAUACCCAAGAGGCUCUCAUAUAUACCAUCUUGGCAUCUGUACUAAUGAAUAAGUUAUAAUGAACAGUUAAAAAUGCUCAUUGAAAAUUAAAUAAAACAAAAAGACAGC